GAGUCAGAGUUCGCCAUUGUGGUUCUUCCAUGGAAGAGAACAGUAGUUACACAACUGAUGGCGACGGCGGCUCAACAGAAACUCCGCCAACCCCAACGGAAGGUAUGACCACCGUAUCUCAUCACUAUUUCGGAGAUUCAAAUGGCUCCGACGAUGCCGUCUCCAUCACAAUCAUCGAGAGCAUGAAAGAAGACUACGGCUUGUUCGUGUGGCCAUGUAGUGUUAUUCUAGCAGAGUACGUAUGGCAACAAAGAUCUCGAUUUACCGGAAUUCGCGUGGUUGAGCUUGGAGCUGGAACAUCACUUCCUGGCUUGAUUGCUGCAAAAGUAGGUGCACAUGUCAUUCUUACUGAUGACUCCAACAGACUAGAGGUUUUGGACAACAUGAGAAGAGUCUGUGAGCUUAAUAAUGUCAAGUGUGAGGUAAUGGGGCUUACAUGGGGUGUAUGGGAUGAAUCCAUCUUCAGUUUGCAACCACAAGUAAUCCUUGGAGCUGAUGUGUUAUAUGACUCAAGUGCCUUUGACAACCUCUUUGCAACUGUGAAAUUCCUUCUGGAGAAUGCACCUGGAUCAGUUUUUAUUACAAGUUAUCACAAUAGAAGUGGGCAUCACCUUAUUGAGUUCUUGAUGGUGAAAUGGCAAUUGAAAUGUGUGAAGCUUCUGGAUGGAUUUUCGUUCCUUCCUUCUUGGAAGGCUUCUGGUUUAAGUGGCAACAUUCAAUUGGUUGAAAUUCGAGUUUAGAUUGUUAAUCUAUUAAUCUUUCUGGUGUUUGUAUCUUCUAGAUUGUUUAUUGUGCAAAGUUCCAUACUACACAUUUCUAGGUUAGCUAAAAUGACAUAUCUGCAUUGAUUGGAAAUUUGGAAUCACAUUCUUUACAAUCCA
Molecule: messenger RNA, 881 nt
Organism: Lactuca sativa (garden lettuce)
Lineage: Eukaryota; Viridiplantae; Streptophyta; Magnoliopsida; Asterales; Asteraceae
Product: Putative methyltransferase family protein
Cellular component (GO): nucleus; cytoplasm
Source: RefSeq, a predicted model, not a curated record